AUGUCAACAUAUGCUAUCACCGGAUUGAUUGCUCUCGCAAUCUGUUGCGCUCCCUUCACUAUCCUCUCAAUCAUCAUCUAUCCCCUACCCAUUACACCAGAUCCGAAGUACGCUAGGUUUGUCUUCAUAAGCACAUCCGUCCUCGCCGUGAUUGCAGCCUACCAACUCUAUACCACCAACCAGUCCUUCCAAGCAUGCACCCACGCCUUCCAUGCAAACGAAAUCGAACUUCACAACGCCACACAAUACAACGCCGUACUGCAAAGCAAGCUAGAGAACAGGCCAAUGAAGGGAGUCGCCGCUCUAAGAGCUGAACUAAGCAAAUGCGAGACGGAGAAGAGCGGACUGAGAUGGUUUCGUGAUGAUUGCCGCGCGCAUUGCGAGGAGCAUGGGCAGGAUGUUCUGUGGGACAUUGGAAUGAAGGUAGAUGCUAUGUUUGGGGAGAUGAGGGAAGUGGCUUUAACGGGUGGGGAGGAGAGUGGGAAGGAGGAUGGGAAGGAUAGGAAGGGUGAUGAGGUAGAGAAAGAUGAGAAGAAGUAG
Messenger RNA from Alternaria hordeiaustralica, 540 nucleotides. RefSeq lists its product as uncharacterized. The record is from RefSeq and is a predicted model, not a curated record. Lineage: Eukaryota; Fungi; Ascomycota; Dothideomycetes; Pleosporales; Pleosporaceae. The transcript has a single exon. Bases 1 to 540 code for a protein of 179 amino acids.